This is a messenger RNA of Selaginella moellendorffii, 889 nucleotides long. RefSeq lists its product as uncharacterized. The transcript has 4 exons. Lineage: Eukaryota; Viridiplantae; Streptophyta; Lycopodiopsida; Selaginellales; Selaginellaceae. Bases 4 to 495 code for a protein of 163 amino acids. The record is from RefSeq and is a predicted model, not a curated record.
CUCAUGGCGAGGAAGAGGAGGGCGCUGGCCGUCAAGAGCAGCAAUGCGAGGGCGGGGGAGGAGGAGGAGGACGCGGCGGCGGUGGAGGAUGAUCGCGUGGCGGAGCUGUGCCAGGCGAUAGAUUUGCAAGUGCAAGCGAGGGCGGCGGCGAUUCGAGCCAUCCGCGACGCGCAGAUCGCCGAGUUCCUGGCGCAGCUCCAGCUCCAGCAGGCGAGCUUGUCGGAGGAGAUGCUGGACAUGCCGAUUUGCGAGUUCCUGGAGCGGUUCUGCCCUAACACCGAGCUCGUGUGCAAGGAGAGCGGAGUGGUGGAGAUGAGGAAGAAGAAGCUGCUGACCAGCGAUGCCGGGGACCCUCUGGCUUCCUUGUUUGCGCUCAGUGCGCUCAAGAACACUAGCGCCACCGCCGCCAAAAAGAGCUCCGCUUCCUUCUUUUGCACGCCGCGAACCUUGGGGGGUGGGAUAUCCUCGAGCAUGAAGACUCGAAGUAUGCGCUGAGCUUUAGAGGCUGGGAUCUCGCACCAAACAACCAUUCUUUGGAUCAACUCUGCUCUCGCUUUGUUACAUCACACAAUUACUGGCAAAAUGUCCCUGUUCCUUUCCUAGUUUCCAUCGUGGACGGGAAGGAGGGCAGGUAGCUGGUCUUGUUGGAUGGAAUCAGGAAUCUCAUAUUGUGUUGCUCUUCUGUCAGAUCAGUCAAUCAGACGUUCUUCUCAAAUUGAUGUGCAACAAGGCAGUAUGUCCAUGCAUCACUUCGAAGUUUCAGGUCUCGUCAUGGAAGGGAUCCGUUGUUUCCGUCUUCCUAGCCGGAGCUGGUCAUUUGGAUAUUGGCAUGUGUACUUUUUUAGAUGGGGGUGACAUUAUGAAAUAGGUGUCAUGAGUUCGGAAGUUA